AUGUCUGAAACUUAAGACGAUCAGAUAGCUCAAAGUUCGAGUAAUCUAGAUAAAAAUCUUGAAGAGGAGAAAAGUGAUAAAUUCAACAUUGCUAGUCAGCCCCUUUAAUAAAAUAAUGGCUCGAGUGAUGCCUUUUUAGAAAAAUCUUCAUUCAAGGGGAUAUUUAGCUUGAAGAGUAAAAGUCAAAUCGCCAAAGAGAGGUUUAAUCAAAAAGCUCAAGACUACCUUGAAUCUCAUAAGAUGUCAAUAUACUUAUAGGAUGCCAUUAAGAUCAUUCUAGAUCGUAGAGAGGAUAAACCUUUAGAUCUACUGAAUGAAUAAAAAUGCUUUUUGUAAUAAGUUAAAAAGGUUUUUCAUUCAACUCCUUUCUACAAGGUGAUUACUGCUUUGGAUUAUCAUUAAAUGCUUUGCCUAGUUUGCAGUGAUUUUCCAAGAGCCCUCAUGAUUGAUACAGUAAAGACCCUUCCAAUAGCUGGCGCAACUAGCUUCGAUCAAAUUUCAAGUAAAUAAGGGGUAAAAUAUCAAUCCUUUGUAAUUAAUGCAUCUUAUAGUAAGACCUAUUGUUUGAAUAAUAUGAUCUUGACAAACUAUAAGCGGCUAUUGCCGCCGAUUGAAGCAAUUCUAGAAGUCCUAAUAACAAAGACUAAGGCAGAAGACAAAUUAAAAGAUGAACCACUUAUCUUGAGUACUGAUGCAGGGAUGAUAAGAUCAAGGACUUUGAUUAACGAUCUUUAUGAGCCAGUUUUCAACAAGAGAAUCUUUUAAGUGUAUGAUCAACUAAAGGAAAUUGCCUCAGAAUAGACUUCUGCUAGCGUCAAAGAGCAGAUUAAGAGAGCCAAGACAAAGAAGAAGGGAGCAAAGUGA
Stylonychia lemnae is the source of this 864-nucleotide messenger RNA. The record is from the annotation of a GenBank genome assembly. Lineage: Eukaryota; Ciliophora; Spirotrichea; Sporadotrichida; Oxytrichidae.